AUGGGGGACUAUGAGGACGUGGGCUUGAGUCUUUUUAGAGGAAUGGACACGAUUCAAAUAGAACAGGACAAUGAACAUCUGGAACAAGAGGCAGCGGAAGAGCAGCGUAGAAGAAAUGAAGAGCUUCGAACAUUAGCUCAGACGGUUCUGGAGGAAUCCCGGAUAUUGCCACCACGACCUGUGACCGAGGGCUCCGUGAUGUUUCCCGAAAACGGCCACCUGACACCGCAGUGGGACACGUCUACUAGCAGUGAGCUGCCACCAAAAAUUUGCAAGGAGUCUGUGAGGGUGUGCCCGCAGCUGGAGACGCAGCUGGCGGCGGCCCAGGCGUCGGUGGUGGAGCUGCAGCACAAGGUGCUGCUACUGGAGCGCAGCCGGCUGGGCGACGGCCUUGACAACGUAUCUCGAGGUCACUCGAGGUACUACACGGUACGCGACAGCGGCCUGGACCGCGGACGACGGCCCGGGGACGUGUCGCACGCCGUACUCGGCUGUCAGCUGCGUGCGGCACUCUGCCGUGUGGCACGUCUGGAUAGCCUCUCAAAACUACCAGCAGAUGAGUGUCCACACCUCAAGUUCACAACUUACAUGACUCGAAGCGAUAACUGGCCCGUCUCGUUUACGAAGCUCAUGCCGAGGGUCCGUAGGAGUCACAGUACGAGGUGCUGGACUCGCUGGGCCUGCUGUCGGCCGGAGGCGACUCCACGGUCGACAGGGGGGGUGCGCGACAACAGAGGCGGCGGCGGCGGCGGCUUCCACGCCGAGCUGCGGCGCGAGUUGCAGCGCAGCCUCGCAGGCCAGAAGGUGAAGCGGGAGGAGAUCCGGCGGCUGCAGGAGCAGCUGAGGGAGCGCGACCGGCAGCUGUGCGAGCGCGACCGGCAGGUGGCGGCGCUGCAGCGCCAGCAGGAGCUCUACCUACAGGAGGCCGACAAGUUCAAGGACGAAGUCGACAAGCUGUACGCCCAGCUCGCCCACCGCGACAGCGCCGACGGCUGCGCGGACCCCGACGCCGAGGCGGCGCGCCGGGACGCGGAGACACGGCGAGCGGAGCUGGAGGCGGCGAAGGCGGAGGCGCGCGACCUGGCCGGGCGGCUCGCGGCCGCCGAGGCGGAGCUCCGGGAGGCGCAGGGGCACGCCGAGGCAAACGGCAGAGAGGAGUUCCUGAGGUUCCACGAGCAGGCAGCCGCAAAGACGAAGAGGGAGCACGACGAGCUGGUCGCCGCGCUGCAGUGUCAGCUGGAGAAGGCUGCCGAGGAGUGUGACCGAGUGAAGCGGAUGUACGUGGAGGUGUGCGGCUCCAAGGAGCUGCUGCUGCAGGGGGUGCAGGAGGAGCGCGCCGGCUGGGAGGCGGAGAGGGCGGAGCUGCGGCGGGAGGCCGCCCAGCUGCGGGCGCGCCUCGACCUCUACGCGGGGAGGGUCUCCCGGGAGAUCGACAGGGCCAAGGAAGCUGCAAUAGCGGCGGUGGCGGCCGAGGACAGGAAGCAGCCGGAGACCUGCUCCGUGUCGGUGCAGGCCACGGCGAGCCCGUUGCCGUCUCCAGUUCCCGGGGGCGACGGCUGCGCCUCGUGCGAGGCCCUGCGGCAGCGGGCGUCGUUCCUGGAGGGCCGCACGGAGGGCCUGACGGAGGAGCUGUGCCGGCGGCAGGCGGAGCUGCGGCAGAGCCGCGGGCACGCCGCCUCGCUGCAGAGGGAGCUGGCGCAGCUGGCAGAGAAGAGAGAGUCCCUGGAAGCGGAAAUAGUUCAGCACAAGCAGAGACUGAAGGACGCAUUGCAGUCGCAGGAAGAAGCGAAGCGCGAGGAGGGGCAGUCGGUGCGCUCGGAGGAGCGGCAGGAGGCGGGGAGGCGCGCGGCUGCUCUGGAGGCGGAGGUGGAGAGGCUGAGGGGAGAGUUGGCGCGAGCUGUAGCGGAGUGCGGUGCCGCACGGCAGCGGGCGGAGUCCCUGCAACGGGAGCUGUCGGCGUGCCGGGCGGAGGCGGGGGCGGGGGCGAGGGGCCGCGAUGCCGACGAGGCGGCCCGGCUCAGGGAGAGGCUGGAGGAGGCGGAGCGGCACGCGGCAGAGUCCGAGAGGCGCGCCGCAGAGGUCUCCGUCAAGCUGACGGCGGAGCUGACCGCCGCGCGCGGCCUCUGCGAGCAGCUCGCCGACAGGCUGCAGGAAGGUAGAGUCGAUAAGAAAGACUCGGAGACUUGCACAGAAUGGGAAUAUCCUGACCUGGAACAGCUGGUGGCGAGGCACCGCGAGGAGAUCGAGAGGAUAAAGGACCAGACUGUCGACUACUUCGCCAACCAGGUGCUGCAGCUGCAGGAGCAGCACUGCGCGAGCCUGGCCAAGGCGGAGCAGCUGUACGCGGAGAGCCUGCAGGCGGCGCGGCUGGCGGCAGUGGAGGCGCGCGAGGAGGCCGCCGCGGCGCGGCUCGGCAAGGAGGAGACAGAGAAACACCUGGUGCACGUGCAGAAGACCCUGAGCGAGGUGAAGGCCGACCUCGCGCACGUCAGGAACAAGUACCACACUGCCAAGAAGGUGGUGCACGACUACAAGGUGUGGGCGCAGAAGCGGGAGGAGCAGUGCCGGCAGGAGUGGCGCCGCCUCGAGGAGGGCUACCGCGCCUCCCUGCUGGAGCUGCAGCAGUGCGUGGACCGGGUGCUCGACCACCAGGGGGAGCGGCAGGCACCUCGGGAUAACAGUUAAUGCCGCAGAUGCUCUCCCCGUUUCAACUGGGAAGGAUGUUCCGCACAGAGGGAAGUGCCUCCUCUGCUGUCCAUUGGAAAACGUCCCACAUCGGGGAUGGACCACUACAAAAAGUUGCAGAAGUCUGUCCCCUACUGUUAUUUGACCUCCACAAUUUAGAGUUCCUAGGAAUUCGACUACGUGUGCCUUACAUUCCUACUGACCGUCGACAUAUGUGCCUGACUGCUGUUUUAAUGACAUGUACACACACGAGAGUAUUGUAAAACAGAUAUUUGUAUAUAAGACGACGUUUCAUAAAUCACUCCGUACAGGGGCUGAUCUUCAGACUGUU
Molecule: messenger RNA, 3016 nt
Organism: Schistocerca piceifrons (Central American locust)
Lineage: Eukaryota; Metazoa; Arthropoda; Insecta; Orthoptera; Acrididae
Product: plectin-like
Exons: 19
Coding region: 1-2685 (894 amino acids)
Source: RefSeq, a predicted model, not a curated record